AUGUUUGGCCAAAUUUUGUUGAUCUUAUGUGUCGGAGCGACCAAAUGGCUGGCCUUCGGUCUGGAAGCCACGGAAUCGACAGCCGACGCUCCAGUCCUUGUCAAAGGUGUUGCCGGACAGUCAGCCGCACUGCCCUGUCAUAUAGACCAGGCUCAGUGUGGAGAGGUAUACUUCCUGACCUGGACCAAACUGGAAAGGGAUGACCGCUGGUCCAGGAUUUACAUCUUCGCCGACAACGUGGAGAAGCCUUUGCGAGACCUGUCCGGAAGGGCACGCUUUUCCCUUCACAAAAGCGAGGCUCAGCUCUCGAUUAAUCAAUUAAAGAGUGGCGACGAAGCUCUCUAUAAGUGUGACGUAACAUAUGUCGGGGGAAAGUGUCCGUCGCUUACAUUCGUAAGACUCGAGAUAAUAGCGAAGCCAUCGAAAGCUUACAUUGAGUACAAGAAUUCUCAGCUCGAAAAUGGCAUUGAGAUUAGAGGGGUAGAGGGAGACCUCCUGAGACUGGCGUGUAUAGUGAUUGGGGGUAAACCUAUGCCUACUGUCAGCUGGAGAGCGAUCGAUGAGAACGGUUUGGCCGAAACAAUUGAAAGCAGAUAUGAGUGUCACGUCCAGCACGAGGCCAUCAAAAAUAACUCAAUGGAUUCGCAUGUUAUGAUUGAUGUGACCGUUGGCGCAAAGUCUAUAGAAAUUGUGGGUCCGAGAGAUCACAUCAAAGAAGGAGAUGUAGCUCUCAUACAAUGUAUAGCAUAUGGGAGUAAACCGGAGACACAAAUAGUGUGGAAAAAUGGGAGUCAUAUUAUAGAUACAGUAGUGAAGAGUGAAGUCGAGCCCAAUAGCGACGGAUCGACACUUAAUACUCGAUCUUAUUUAGAGCUUCGAGUCUCACGUUUUGAUCACUUGAAUGCAAUUGAAUGUCAGGCCAGUAAUACGGCGAUGAAAGAGGCUAUCAAGCAAUCGAUUGAACUCAAAAUUCAAUAUCCUCCAAUAGUGGUAAUGGAGCCAAAGAACGGAUUGAUAGUGAAUGAGAGCACAGAUAUGGUUAACAUUUACUGUACAUUUUCAUCAAAUCCGCCCGAAAUCAUCGAAAACUCUACCAAAUGGUAUAAAGACAACCAAAUACUAGCGCUCAACGAUAGCCAGCAUUAUAUGAGUUCUCUCUCCGGAUACCCAAUACUUACAAUUGUAAAUCCAAUGCGAAACGAUUCCGGAGCUUAUUUUUGCUCAGUUUCUAAUGAUAUUGGGAUUGGAAAACCAGAAGAGCCCUCACGACUCAACGUAUUAUUCCCUCCGACAGUCAAUCUUCAGAUAUACCCAAAUCCUGAACAGGGAUUUACUAUCAAAGAAGGAGAUGAUGUCCGUAUGAUUUGUGAUAUCAUUGAUGGCAAUCCACUCAAUGCAUCAAAGGUUAAGUGGAUGAAGAAUGGCCACCAACUGGUCAGUGAACUCAGUGGUGAGUCGAGUUCGCACAAAGAGAUCACAUGGCUUAGUGUCACCCGAACCCUGUCCGGGAACUACACGUGUCUGGCCAUCUCAGACGCCGGUGUUAGUGAAGUGAGUAAUUCUGUGCAAAUUGACGUCAGUUAUCCUCCGAGCAAAGCCUUAAUCAGACAAUUGACUGGAAUCCAUGCCAUCAAAGGACAUAAUCUAACUCUUGAGUGCAUUGUCUCAGAUGAGGGAAAGCCGUCGACAAACACUGAGUAUCAGUGGGAGAGUGCAGACGGAGUGCCCUUUCAGACCAAACAGUCUAUUCUGUAUUUAACUGAUUUAAAGCUAACAAACAGCGGAAACAUUAGUUGUGCGGCAGUUAAUGAGGUCGGGAUCGGCCCUAAAGGCAUCUUUCAAGUGACACCUCUGGCGCCCCCCAAAAUCAUUGACUUUCUUCCGCCCACUCUCGGUAUCAACGAAAACAAAUUGAAGACAAACUCCGCUCAUCAACACCAACACGAGGAGCCCAUAAGCAUCUCGUGUCGGAUUGAGUGCUUUCCUAUUUGCCAAAUAUAUUGGUAUAAAAAUAAUCAAUUAAUUGACAACUCGUCACAACUUUACACAAUCAAGAACUCAAUACAUCCCGAAGAGCUUUCAUUGAAUCGUUUUGUUAGUGUCGUCUCGACUCUCAUAUUCAAUUUGAGUGCAUUAUCGCCGUUAGAUCGGAGUCGAGACAGUAAAGUGUUUUACUCGUGUGUUAGCAGUGAUAACAGUGUCGGGCCUUCAGUCAAAUCGGAAACACAAUUCAUCGUUGAAUACCCACCGGAGAAUCUCAGAGUUCGUCCAAAACGUGUUGAUGUGAUUGAAUACGACAUUCCGCCUGAAAUCCUAUGCGAAAGCGAUGCUCUGCCACCGGCUUCUUAUCGGUGGCACUCGUCCUCCACUCGAGACAAGUCUAUUGGAGUUAUUGCUGACACACCGUUGCUAUCACUCAAUACCACUAUUCAAAGGGACAGAGCCGGCACUUACACCUGUAUUGCAUCCAAUCGACACGGAGAAGAUCACAUCGAUCUCCUCAUUAACGUCCUUUUCGCCCCGACCUGUACUUUAUAUGAAAGUCGUACCGAUGAUCAGGAAAUUGAGUUAAUAUGUGCGGUGACGGCCGCUAAUCCUAAUAAUGAGCUUACAUUCAACUGGUUUUUUAAUAAUACAUUACUUAAUGAGACAAUAAGUGAUAGAAUGGUUAGACACGAGGGCAUGAAAUCGAAAAUUGUGAUCCCAAUCACUGGUGAGACACUGUUUGGCAGCUGGACCUGUGCUGUCACCAACUCCAUCGGACAAACUGAUCCAAACUGCACUCUUUAUGUGUCACCACCCAUAGUAGUGGCGGAUUGGGAGGCAUUGGGAGACGAUGCUGAUAUGUCUUAUGAGGAGACGCCGUCACAAACAAGUCCCUCUUUUGCUGACCUUUUCUUUCAGAAUCGACUCGAGUUUCGCAAACACGAGAAAAAUGUGUCCAAUGAAUCGGUCGGCGCCCGAAAAUUACCCGGAAAUGGAAACGACCCCAAUCUGGCGAUUGACAAUCGUGAGAUGUAUGAGAAUAUGCCGUUCCAGCGAAAGUGUAUGCAAUUAAGCGGCACUUAUAACCCUGGUACUUAUAUGCCUGAGUAUAACCAAAAUAUGGCUCAACUAACACAAGAGUUGCGCAGAACUCAAUCGGCCCGCUAUCACAACUGCCAGCCGUUUGGUGUGGAAAUGGAUGACUUGCUUUAUGCCGAUAUGUACGAUGACGUGAAGAGCGGUAAAGUGAAAGACCCGCGAAUCAAACCACCUCUUCCGCCAAAGGGAGCGCCCGUUCAGGCGAAGCCACCAAAGAGACCACCAAAGACUCAGAAAGCCCUUUAA
Oppiella nova is the source of this 3330-nucleotide messenger RNA. The record is from the annotation of a GenBank genome assembly. NCBI's taxonomy places the organism in Eukaryota, Metazoa, Arthropoda, Arachnida, Sarcoptiformes, Oppiidae.